GCAUUCAGUUGGCUCCAGCGCUUUACCGUCGACGGGUUCGCUCCGCUCUGAUCCGCACCGUGUUGUAGCAUUUCAGAUUUAAGAUCGUGGAUCCACAUCUCGAGUCACGACAUCUUUUUUUGGUGAGCGUCGCAGAACCUGUUUUUCCCAGCCUCGUGGAUUUUUGGGCAGCAGGUUCUCGAGCAUCCAGUGAAAAUCCAAUCGAAAGAUCUCCAUACCAGAACUGAGAUAAGCCACAUUUUGCCCGCCAACAAAUAAAAUGGAUGAGCAGCAUCAGAACCUCAAUCAAAAUGGCAGCGAAUCCAAUGGUAAGCAGGCCAGGAUCGUUUCGGGACUUGAUCGUCUGCUGAAGACUCCUCCGCCUGGCGAACAGACAAGAGCAGUGCGGCGACAAGUGAUCGCUGUUAUCCUGGCCAACGUGGGUGUCUUCUCAACGGGAAUGACCCUGGCCAUGCCCACCGCCACUCUGCAUCAGCUGAAGGACACCACGGAGCCAGUGCAUCUGAACGAUUCGCAGGCUUCCUGGUUCGCAUCGGUAAACGCUCUGUCCGCUCCUAUAGGCGGCUUGCUGUCCGGUUUCUUGCUUGACAGGAUUGGAAGGAAGAAAUCCCUGAUAGUGCUCAAUGUACUGAUUAUUCUUGCUUGGAUUCUGCUGGCCACACCCAGUGAGAGCGACCAAAAUGCCUUCUUUUGGCAACUAAUUGUCUCACGAUUUAUGCUGGGUGUUGGUAUGGGACUGGCCAGUGCGCCACCAGGAGUCUAUGCAGCCGAGAUCAGUGUGCCCAAGACGAGGGGCAGUCUUAUACUGGGCACAUCCAUUUCAGUGGCCGGUGGCAUAACGAUUCUCUACGGAAUUGGUUACUGCAUCCGCGAUGAUUUCCGACUGAUUGCCCUCAUCUGCUGUGGCUACCAGCUGGUGGCCCUGCUCUGCGUGCUGCCACUUCCGGAAAGUCAUUGCUGGCUUCUGUCCAAGAAGCGUGUGACGGAGGCGAAGAGAUCACUUAACUACUUCCGUGGAUUCAACAAAUCGGAUGAAAUCACCCAUCCCCAAGUGCUCGAAGAGUUCCAGCUUCUGCAGAAAUCCCUGCAGCAAAGGAACACCGCGGUGAAGGAGUCCUUUUGGCGUAAUCUGCACGAACCGGAGGUCUACAAGCCAUUGGUCAUCCUGAUGAGCUUGUUCGCCUUCCAGCAGCUAACCGGAAUCUUUGUGGUCAUCGUCUUCGCCGUGCAAAUUUCCCAAGAGGCGGGCAUCGAAAUCGAUCCCUUCAUGUGCGCCGUGCUCAUUGGUUUGGCUCGCUUGAUCACCACAUGCCCCAUGGGAUACAUCCUGGAGUGGUGGGGUCGCCGAAGGGCAGGGAUUAUCUCCACUUUGGGCAUGUCCGUGUGCAUGUUCCUUUUGGCGGGACAUAGCCAAAUCGAGAUCCUUAAGGAAGUCCCAUAUCUCCCGGUGGUGGCCAUUGUGGGCUUCAUUGUGCUGAGCACUCUAGGUCUUUACACCCUGCCCUUCUUUAUGAUCUCCGAGCUUUUUCCGCAAAAGGUUCGAGGGCCCGCUUCAGGACUCACCGUGGCCGUGGGCAUGUUCAUUUCGUUCGUGGUCUUGAAGACCUAUCCCGGCAUCAAGGAAUACCUGGGAAUGUCGAAUUGCUUCAUCAUUUUUGGGGUCAUGGCUCUGUUUGCCCUGAUCUUCGUUUAUCUCGCCCUCCCAGAGACGCGUCGUCGAACGCUCUUGGAGAUCGAGGAGCAGUUCCGAUCGGGUCGCAGUAAGUCUCAAAACCAGGCUGAUGUUGAAAUGAAGGAGGUUUUUGUUCGAAAGCCCGAGGAAUAGUGCAUUUGGGUAGAUAUGAACUUCGAAUGAGAUGAAAUAACUUAAAUAGAUCCCGUGAAGUGCUUAGUACUGUGAUAGACAAUAAGCAACGCAGACAAUAAUAAAAAUAAGUUUUUAACGAAGAUUAAUGAGCAGCUGAAUUUUCCAUUGGUGCUAGCUAGACUAAAACAUCGUAAUAAUCAAGAAUUAAACGUUUGUUAAGAUUCUUUUAUAUAAGUUAUUAAAUUAAUUCUAAAUAAACACAUCAAAUGAAUGUUUUACAAUUAUAAAUAUGGAAAAUGUUUGCUCACAUAACAUUAGAUUAUGUUACCAACUUGAAAUUAAUUCUCGUUUGUAUUUUAAUAGAUAAUAUUAAGUGUAGAAUUCCUUGAGUAUAUUUUGUUUACUUUGAGUAAGCGGCGUGGAAUUAAGUAGAUUAAGUCAACCUAAACGACGGCCGUUCGCUGAUAAGAGACUGCUAGGCAAUUUUACCUGCUCACAAACACAUUCUCACUCACUCACAUUAGCACCCCGAUAUUUUCAAGCACCUGCUCUCUCUCUACGAAGUGAUAUAUAAAUUAGUAGCACGCAUUCCUAUUUCGUCUCGAUCUAAACUCUCAAUCAUACACGGAAUUCAAUCAGAACGCUGCUCUCUGUGAAAGUCAAGUUCGUGUCCAACGUCAUUCGUUUCACGAUCGAAGAGACGGGGAAUGGAAAUCAACUUAAGUGCGAAUGAGAGAUAAAUAAAAACCGUAGCUGACUGUGUGAUUUCGAUUUCCAUAUUGAGACUAAACGAGUAUGCAUACUUUUGUAGGCGCGUCCGAUUUACACAGAAACGAAUACAACAUUUUAAUUAGCUACGUGUAGGGAAAGAAAAGUAUAAAUAAAUAGUUUCAAGAACUUUGAAAACGAGGUGAGCUUUCAGUAUUUUCUAAACCAGUCUGCUUUGACGUGUGCCUCACAAUUGAAAUAUUUAAGUUUAAGCUUUUGCCUGGUAAUUAAUUAAAGCGUAGCAGAUGCAAUUGCUAGCAAUUUAGUGCCGAUCUGCUUUAUGGUAAUGUUAAUGGUAAUGGUAAUGUCGAUAAUGACGACUGCUGCGGACAACUUGCUGCAGACUGGGCCCGAAAAACGAGCCAUACCUUUUGCCACGGGCAUUCAAGAAAUGAUGGAAAAAUCUGUUCUGCUUUGCUCGUUAACGAGCAGCAGUUUCGGCAGAUUCUUUGCGAUGCGUGUGCCUCGAAAUUCGAACUGGCUGCAAGGAGCGCGUUAAAAGCGCAUUCUGCACAGGCAUCAGCCUUCCCGUUCCUGCCUCUUUCUUUCCCCAAAACCGAUUCACAUAUCAACACUCGCAAAAAAACUGUAUGUAUGUACAAAGAGCAAAAACUAAGCAUUUCAAAAUUUAAUCACUGGUUUAAACUAUAGAUGUGGAUUUGUUGAUUUGUAGCAUUUCGUUUGUUAAACUACAAAAAUACCAGUAAU
Molecule: messenger RNA, 3283 nt
Organism: Drosophila melanogaster (fruit fly)
Lineage: Eukaryota; Metazoa; Arthropoda; Insecta; Diptera; Drosophilidae
Exons: 4
Coding region: 260-1825 (521 amino acids)
Biological process (GO): carbohydrate transport; carbohydrate transmembrane transport; transmembrane transport
Cellular component (GO): membrane; plasma membrane
Molecular function (GO): sugar transmembrane transporter activity; transmembrane transporter activity
Source: RefSeq, marked reviewed